Messenger RNA from Eurytemora carolleeae, 1859 nucleotides. RefSeq lists its product as uncharacterized. Lineage: Eukaryota; Metazoa; Arthropoda; Copepoda; Calanoida; Temoridae. Bases 324 to 1859 code for a protein of 511 amino acids. The transcript has 10 exons. The record is from RefSeq and is a predicted model, not a curated record.
UGGUUUGGUUUGGUUAGAACUUGCAUCCUCAAAUCAGACUUCAGUAUCUGACAGGAUAUCCUGGACUAGCCUACCCUCACUACCGUGGUGGAGGAGGAGCAGGACAUCCUGGAGGAGGAACUCCUGGUCUUCCUCAGCAACAACAUCAUCAACUUCAUCAGAAACAAGAUGAUCAAGGAGAAACAGUUCUUUCUGCCAAUGGUUUAGCCGUGUAUCCUGGUGGUGAUGGAUUAGUAUGGAGUGGACCUGUAUACUAUCAGUAUACCGGAGAACAGCAUACUAAAGACUGUCCUAGAAGCAGAAACCACAGUGGGUUCAACCAGAUGUCAAAUCAUUGUUCCAAUACUGAACCCUAUAUUGUAGAAGAUCCUGAUUCAAACCAACGGUGUGGAUUUCCCCCUGCUUCUGUUUAUGCUAAUCAUUUGUGUGGACCCCCUCCCUAUGUCCCACCUCCUAAAGUCAACCAAUGGAGUUUAGAGGAUGACGAGAUGAAGUUUGGACCUUUUUCUGACGGCGAAGCUGAGACAAUAAAACGCUUGCCACGUCUCUCUCGACGUGGUGGCCACCCCCAUGGGAGAAGUCAACAUCCUCAUUAUGCCACCAUGAGCCGACGAUUGGAGGGGCGUGAUGAUCAUGUUGGUAGGUUAAGAGGAGGUCCGAGAUAUAGCUCCCAGCCACAGCUUAAUCAGUCAAGGGACAGAUCUGAUACAGCAAUUCCAGGGAUUCUGUCCCCCUUCUCAAUGAAAACUUCAAUCACACUUCCUCGUCGCCUGGAUUCUAAACUUUCAAAUGGUUAUCCAGACCUAGCUCGACACCCCCUCUCCUACUCUUCUGUACCUCCAACCUUCUCUACACUACCUGUACCUAAUCCAUACUCCUCCUCCUCCCCCCAACCCUACUCAUCAACUCCAGAACCAUACAAUCCACAACCCUUCAAUACUACAACCAACAACUCUGUACAGAUAGAACGGACGCAAAGUUUAGACUCAGAAUAUCAUCCAUCUAGGUCUUCCUCUGUAGGGGAAAUAGACCUUGGAGACAAAGGCUCCAACCCUCCUGGAUCCUGGAGAAUUAGGACAAAUGAAAACCAAUGGGACGGAGAACUUGAAUAUCAAAAUUGGAACAAUUCUCAGAUUCCUCAAUUGUCAAGAAUUAACGGCCAUGGACGAAACCAAUCCUGGGAUCCUGACUCCGGCUGGCCGGAGGUGAAAGGCGAGGAAUGGCUGGAGAACAGGAAUCAAAAUGGCCGCCGCGAGUCUUCCACGUGGCAAGAUGGCCGUUGUGAGCCUUCCACGCGGCAAGAAAAUCGGAUUUCCCAGUCCCAUUGGGUUGAUGGCGAUGGACAGGAUUGGAUUGAGCAUGAGGAUAGGACUGAAUCCUGUAGGAAUACACUACAGAGGUCGGGCAACCUUAAACGACCUCGAUCUGGGGCUGUUAAGGUUGACCUAUCCUGGGCGGAUACAAGAAUAUUAUUGUUUAGUGCUGAUGAGCCAAUGAUGAAUGGAGGAGGAGGAUCGUCUGUGAAAAAAUCCUCAAGCACAAAAAAUCGACGAAAAUCUGCGGAUCGGACAAGUCGAGCUCGAUCUACCAGCUCGGAUCGAACUGCUCGAACUCCUUGUCGUAAACCCGGUGUCUCCCCCGGAGGCCGUAAACAAGUUGUGUUUGCUGGUUUAGAGGACAACUCAUCAACCUCCUCCGAGGAUAAAAACUCUAAAGAAAGCUUGAACAGUGAGAAUGAGGUUUGGGUAAAAAGAUCUGAUAAGUCAGGUUUAGAUGAUGAUGAUGAUGAUAUCCCUGUGACAGGAGUAGUUAUUGCUAAACCAUCUGCUUGUCAGUUCUAUCAGAAUGCACAAAAAUAA